CGGACAGCAACGACUCGAGUCUUGCUGACUUGCUCUUGUUGGGUCCGUGUCGUGUUAUAUGCUCAGCUCUGCACGCUGGCUCGUGCAGAUCAACCUGCGAGGACAUUUCCACACUCGUCAGCCAGCGACAUUUCGCUCGUGCAGCACUCAGACCCUUCCGCACCCACAUCAACAACCAUCGAAGACCAGGAUGGGCAAGAACAAGAAGUCUUCCGUACCCGGCGAGCAGCAUCUGCAUCUGCAACCUCUCUCAUCUCUCUCGGAGAAGGCGACCGCACCCAUCGUCGACACGCACACCCACUUACACUCGACGUUUAGUACCUACCGCAGCAAGUAUCCCGCUGGCCGAUAUGAGACCGUCUUUGACUUCGUUCGGGGUAUGUACGAGGGGCGCGGUGUGGAAGCGAUUGUGGACGUAUGGUGCGAGGCCCCCGUUCUCAAGCAGGCGUGGCGAGAGCUGGCGGACUCGGCGCUGACGGAGGAGGAGAGGAGAAGUAAGUGGGCCGGGUUGGAGUAUUGGUUCGUUAUGGGUGUCCAUCCCCACGAAGCGAAUUCAUACUCGGAUGAAGUAGAGGCAGACAUCCUAGACGCGAUGGUACAUCCACGCUGCGUAGGCUGGGGCGAGAUCGGUCUCGACUACCAUUACGAUAACUCUCCGCGCGAGCUCCAGCAGCAAGUCUUUGUACGGCAGCUUCAGCAUGCUGUGCGCCUUGGAAAGCCGCUCACGAUUCACACGCGUGAGGCAGAGGAGGAUACGGAAAGGAUUCUAAAGGAAGAAGUGCCCAAGGAUCAUAAGAUUCACAUACACUGCUACACAGAUUCGCCUGAAUGGACUGCGCGGAUGCUAGAUCACUUUCCCAAUCUCUACAUUGGCAUCACGGGCGUCAUCACAUACUCGUCAAACCUUAACACCGCGAACGUCAUCCGCCAUCUCGCCGCCUCGUCUUCCUCCCGCCUACGCAUUCUCCUAGAGACAGACGCGCCCUUCAUGGUACCUUCGAACCUGUACGACACCGCGUUGAAGGGUGUCAAAGGUCGUUUGCCACUGAGUCAUAGUGCAAUGAUCCCGUGGACAGCAGAAUUCGUAGCUGGGGUAGCAAAUGAAAUGAUGGCGGAGGUGGUGGAGGGACGACCAUCGUGGGAUGUGGAGAGGGUGAUGCAGGUGGCGAGAGAGAAUGCACGGAACAUGUAUGGCGUUUGAAGGGUAAUGGUGUUCCUUGCUACGAGAGUGUAUAGCUUAAGUUGUCCGUCGACGUCGUGCACUUGACGUGCAGCUCCCCGUUGUUUACUCCGCGUCCAGUUGAUGCAUUGAGAUACUCAGUCUACGCAGGA
Rhodofomes roseus is the source of this 1332-nucleotide messenger RNA. RefSeq lists its product as uncharacterized. Lineage: Eukaryota; Fungi; Basidiomycota; Agaricomycetes; Polyporales; Fomitopsidaceae. The record is from RefSeq and is a predicted model, not a curated record. Bases 59 to 1201 code for a protein of 380 amino acids. The transcript has 6 exons. Gene Ontology annotation, molecular function: hydrolase activity, acting on ester bonds.